This is a messenger RNA of Oryzias melastigma (Indian medaka), 2732 nucleotides long. It is a transcript of the gene slc39a1, whose product is annotated as solute carrier family 39 member 1. NCBI's taxonomy places the organism in Eukaryota, Metazoa, Chordata, Actinopteri, Beloniformes, Adrianichthyidae. Gene Ontology annotation, molecular function: zinc ion transmembrane transporter activity. The transcript has 4 exons. Gene Ontology annotation, biological process: zinc ion transmembrane transport. Gene Ontology annotation, cellular component: plasma membrane. Bases 153 to 1067 code for a protein of 304 amino acids. The record is from RefSeq and is a predicted model, not a curated record.
CCUGUAGGUCCAUUCUGAAAAAAACACAACAUCGAUUGCUCUCUGCGCUUUACUGAGGUUCUCGCUGUCCACUCGUGAUGUCGCUGGUGUGUUGACAGGCUUUAUGUUUUCCCUGCUCGGUGGAAAACCUCCCUCGCACUAAAAACUGAAAGAUGGAGUACCUCCUCCAAGUAAAAAUCGGAGCCUUGAUCGGUUUGUUGUUGUUGACUCUUCUGUUCGGAUUCAUCCCCGCUAAAGUCAAAUGGUUCAGGGAAACAAACGGAUCAGAAUAUCACCGGACAGUUCUGAGUUUGAUCAGCUGCUUUGCUGGAGGCGUGUUCCUGGCAGCAUGUUUGCUGGACAUCAUUCCAGAUUACCUUUCGGACAUCAGCGCAGCGCUGGACAAUCAGAAGUUGGAGACCAGCUUUCCACUCCCAGAGUUCAUCAUUGCUGCAGGCUUCUUCACUGUCCUCAUCCUGGAGAAAGCCGUCAUGCACUUUCGGGAGCAAAGAGGGGCUGGUGAGGAGAGAGCGCCCCUGUUGCCAGAGAACAGGAAUGGACACGGACACGGCCACAGCGCUGUCACGACCCCCGAUCUGGAAGGCAGCGCCCACCAUGUCCACGUGGACUUCCAAGCUCACUCCCCCUUUCGAUCAUUCAUGCUGUUCCUCUCACUUUCACUACACUCUGUGUUUGAGGGUCUUGCAAUCGGCCUUCAAAACACAGACUCAAAGGUCUUAGAGAUCUGCAUCGCCAUCCUGGUCCACAAGAGCAUCAUAGUGUUCAGCUUGUCAGUGAAGCUGGUCCAGAGCGCCGUUCGACCAGGGUGGGUCGCCGCGUACAUUUUCGUGUUUGCCAUGAUGUCACCUUUAGGCAUCGCCAUCGGCAUCAGCGUGGUGGAGGCCGCUCUCACAGCCGGCGCUCUGAUUCAGGCCAUCCUGGAAGGUCUGGCCGCAGGGACAUUCAUCUACAUCACCUUUAUGGAAAUCCUGCCCCACGAGCUCAACUCCGCUGGGAAGCAGAUCCUCAAGGUCCUCUUCAUCCUGCUCGGCUUCACAAUCAUGGCAGCGUUGACGUUUCUGGGUUGAGACUUUUGCCUUUGCAAACCGACGCGUCCACCACGAAAGGAUGAAGGGUUUUGUGCCGCCUACUGAAGUGGCCUCGCCAGCGUUGGCCGCAUUAAUGCAGAACUACUUUUAAGCAGAAGUGAAGAAGCUGCUGCCGCACUGUUACAUCAACUGCCCUGAUUUUCAUUUGUCAUCGUUUUUAAAGGCAGUCAGAGGCUCUGACAUGAUUUGCACAUGUAGUUUUAGAGAAAACAUUUCAGAGGAAAAACAAUCUUUUACACGUCCGCACAUCUAACUGACCUUGUUUUAAUCCACUUGGAUCCACUGCUUUUCAUUUUAAAAAUGCAAAGGAAAUCACUGGAAUGAAGGGCGUGGUUGUAAAUACUGCAUGUACUUCAAAUAUAUAUACUACGGCAUCCCAAAAGGCUGCAUAACAUCUACAAGUCCAGACAGAGAUUUUUUUUAUUUUUACAAAAAACUGAGUGCCUUGUCACUUUUGUACAAAUACUUCACUGGUACUGUUUUUUUUAUUUCUUAGCCUAAGCUGCAAGGUUAUGGUCGCACAUUCCACUAUUUUGUUUUUUGGUCUUAUUUUUCGUUUCAUGUCUUAUUUUUCUCAUAAUGUUGCAGUUUUUACUUUUGUUCAGUAAAAUAGCAUAAAUAUGCGACUUACUGGCUUUAGCUGUCUUCAAACAAAAGUUGUUUUUUUUUACAACAGUACAGUGCAUUAAAACACAAAAAGUGUAUCUUUCACAAAGUUAUAGCACCUUAAAGCAAGUUAGUUUUUAUUUUCACAUUGUAGAUUGAAAUCAUAUAUUUUGUGUCUCUGUUUACACUUAAAUAGAUUUAGUCUAUCAAUGUAUUAUGUGCAUUUAGUUAUCAGUAUAACUCCAGUUUCAGUUUUUUAUUCAUUCAGCAAAUUGUUUACUCAUUUGAGAAAACAAACUCAGAAUAGAAAUUCUGUUGCUAGAAAAAAAAUAGUAGCUACAUCUAAUAUGAAGAGGGUUUGUGCAUUUGUAUUACAGCAAUUAUCCAAGCAGUGAACCAGACGUCUUACCUUUAGCUUACUGUUUGAAAAAUGGUGAAAACAUUUUGAGUUUAAGCCUGAAUUCAUCUCAUUGUUUUGAUUUUGUGCCUUACAUCGUUUUAUAGAGAUUAAUCUGAUCAAAUUAUAGUUAUAAACAUGCAAACGUCAUAAUUUGUAUUUUACUAGUUCACUAAAGCAGUGUUUAAUCAAGUUGUGUUUCUUUAUGGUGCAAAUUAUGUCGUAGAAAUCCAGUUCUGAUAUUAUCUUUAUAAUUUUUUGUACACAAAGAUAGAAAAUCCACAAUUUUGCAGCAAAAGUUUUAUGCUGGUUUAUUUUUGUUGCAGUAGACUACUGCUGCCACCAGGUGGCAGUGUUAAGCUACAAGUCCAUGCUUUGAGAAAAACACUCUGGAUUUAUUCAUAUAUUUAAAUGCAUUUUCCUUUAAACAACUUUGGACUAUUUGAUGAGUUAGUCUUCUGAGUAUGAAUGAAUGGAGAGACAAUCUUUAUAAUUCAACCUUCUAAAAAGUAGAGGAAGUUUUAAGGUCCUCAAACUGUCAGAAUUAUAACUUUUUUCUCAAAUGUAACAAAAGUUUGUCUUUUAACCAAAGAAAAUUCCCCCAAAGGUCUUGGGGGCAAUAAAGUGUUUUUUUAAACAAA